Messenger RNA from Eleginops maclovinus (Patagonian blennie), 4399 nucleotides. RefSeq names its product arrestin domain containing 3a (gene arrdc3a). Lineage: Eukaryota; Metazoa; Chordata; Actinopteri; Perciformes; Eleginopidae. Gene Ontology annotation, biological process: protein transport. Gene Ontology annotation, cellular component: cytoplasm. The coding region runs from base 255 to 1493 and encodes 412 amino acids. The record is from RefSeq and is a predicted model, not a curated record. The transcript is spliced from 8 exons.
CGGGGGUUUCCUUGUCUUUGACUGGAGACCAACGAGCAGAGAGGAGGAUGAUAACAGCAUCCCUUUGCUGUUAUUCAGCCAUCACACAUCUCGAUGAACUGCCCGCACAGAAACCACUGAUCGUGCCUUCUGCUUUUUGCAGGGCAGAGAUACUGAUCAGUGUCUGAAAGACUGCAUCCCUUUUUAUAUGAAAUUAUUUUUUCAUAUACUCCCUUUUUUUAUUUCAAGGUCUCUGUAGCCUGACUCUUUCCACCAUGGUGCUAGGAAAGGUAAAGAGCUUCAGAGUAAGCUACGACUGUCUGAAUGACAGCAAUGUCCCCGUGUUCUCCAGCGGGGACUGCGUCUCAGGGAGGGUGAUCAUCGAAGUCACCGGAGAAAUCCGAGUCAAAUCUCUCAAAAUCCACGCCAAAGGAUUUGCCAAAGUUCGUUGGACUGAAUCGAGAAACGCUGGAUCCAACACUGCCUACACGCAAAACUACACAGAAGAAGUGGAAUAUCUAAAUCACAAAGAUAUCUUAAUUGGGCACGAGAGAGACGAUGACAACUCGGAGGAAGGACUCACCACUAUCCAUUCAGGAAGACAUGAGUAUGCAUUCAGCCUCGAGCUUCCACAGACACCUCUGGCUACCUCUUUCGAAGGGAAGCAUGGCAGUGUGCGCUAUUGGGUAAAAGCAGAACUCCACAGGCCUUGGCUCCUGCCCAUGAAGACCAAGAAGGAAUUUACAGUCUUUGAGCACAUUGACAUCAACACUCCAUUAUUGCUGUCACCACAGGCCGGCACGAAAGACAAGACGCUUUGCUGUUGGUUCUGCACCUCAGGUCCUAUUUCCCUAAGUGCCAAAAUUGAAAGGAAGGGAUACACCCCAGGAGAGUCGAUCCAGAUCUUUGCAGAGAUUGAGAACUGCUCCUCCCGCAUGGUGGUGCCAAAGGCGGCCAUUUACCAGACCCAGACCUUCUAUGCCAAAGGGAAGAUGAAGGAGGUCAAGCAGCUGGUGGCCAACCUGCGGGGAGAGUCUCUGUCCUCGGGUAAAACGGAGACCUGGAACGGCAAGAUGCUGAAGAUCCCACCUGUCUCCCCCUCCAUCCUGGACUGCAGCAUUAUCAGAGUGGAGUACUCCCUCAUGGUUUACGUUGACAUACCUGGGGCGAUUAACCUGUCCCUGAACCUGCCCCUGGUCAUCGGCACCAUCCCCCUCCACCCCUUUGGCUCCCGUACCUCCAGCGUCAGCAGCCAGUGCAGCAUGAGCUGGCUUGGCAUGGGGCUCCCAGAGAGACCGGAAGCUCCUCCAAGCUAUGCAGAGAUUGUGACAGAAGAGCAGAGGCAGAGCAGUCUGGACGUCCCUGCAGCCCGCGAGGACCUGAAUGGACCGCUCUUCGCCUACAUUCACGAGUUCCGCUUCCAGCCUCCUCCUCUGUACUCUGAGAUCGAUCCCAACCCAGAACACGCCAGACGCACGGAGGAGCGCAGACUGGACGCCUGCCCGUCACGUUGAAGGGUUUCUCUGAAAUUCCCCUGAGCGACUCGGGGAUCCCUAAGAAAGAAACCGGCUUGCAAGGCUCAGCUUUGUUUAUUUUUCUCCAACAACAACGUUCCCACAACGCUGUUGACGUCGGAGGAAAAACAAAGUGUCCAACCAACCGACAAAGACUUGGACCUAUGUCCACAGUCGAGUUGGACAAAUCUGUUCCUGCCUUCCCCCAGCGAGAGAAACGGGAGCCACUAGUUUGGGGCAUCGCUUCCUUCCUGUCAGCCUGCUGAGGGGGGGGAUGUAUACAGGUGAACACAUAUUCAGUCUGUAUGAUAAAACACCCCACUGGUAGCCAGAGCCCCGGUGAUAGUAUUGACGAUGAAGACGAGGCUCGGCCUGCUGAAGCUCCUCUUUAACCUUUUGAUUCUUCUGUACUCAUGGCACAUAAGGACAUGGCUCCUCACACAAAGGGCGAGACUAAUCAUGUCCCGACUUCAGCAGAAUCAACCUAAAGAAAACGGGGCAAAGAGAGCAACACCGCAGUCCGUAUGAAUGAGAGCGCUCAGCGGCAGCAGUCAGUACCAGAGCAAAGACUAAUUCCUCCUGCCUCAUUUUGGAUUUCUGUUUUGCACAUUUUAUUCUUUACUUGAGUUGUGUGGCUCUGUUUAAUGAAAAAAGAAAAAAAUCACUAAUAGUUUGGUUCCAGCCUUGUAACGCGCCAGACUACAAAUAUAAGACUGCAAGGCUUACAUUUUUUUCCUCUUCAUCACUUCGAGCAAUGCUGAGAACAGGAUUUGCUUUUUGUUUGUUUAAAAAAAAAAGAAGAAGAUUGACAAGGACAAGAACAAUGCACUGAAUUAGAGAAGAUAUUUCUUUUUCUCCCUAUGACUUUUCCCUCAGUGACUUAUAACAACUAGACUGGACUUUUUUCGAAAACUGCAGCACAUUAUUUCCAUCUGGAAGCUCUUUACGAUGUUGCCGCUUCAGCUUGGAUCCAUGUGUGGCUUCCCUCCGCUUUUACUUCAGUUCUGUUAGUUUGUAUUUCGACUCCAAUCCUAGAAUGGCUUCUUUUUGUGUUGAGGUUGCUCUGAAUUUGGACUAGGAGGGUUGCAGACCUUGCAUUUGCCACUCAAAUUGUAGCUGAAAAGUGUGUAUCUGUGUGUGUGUGUGUGUGUGUGUGAGUGAAACAGAGAGCGUGGUGUAUUGUGGAGGGACUCGCCUCACCCUUAUUACCUGCAGCCCCUCUACUCCUAAUCUCAGGGCUAACCAGGCUUGCAUAACUGCCCAAAAAGCACUGUCUCAGGUGGUCGUCUCACAUGCCAAAUGUUUGGUGGAGAAAGAAAAAAGGUAAAGAAAAUGUUUUAAGUUUUUAAAUGCGCUGCUAAUAAUAAUAAUGAAUACUUUUCCAAAAACUAGAGAGUAGACCCGCAGUGACGCAAGCUUUCUGAGAUGAAUCACAUUCCCUUUAUUUUUGUCCUGCUGCACUUGCCCAGUUCAUCCAACCAGACCAGUGAAACCAGAAUGCUAGCUAUUAAAAAAAAAAAAAAAAUGGAGAAAGAGGAGUGACCCUGCUUCUGUGUUUUUAAAGAAGCAAACCCAGCACAAAUAAAUAUAAAAAAAAAGAAAAGCUGGGGACGUUGCGAAACCUUUGUUCAGUUUGGUCAGAACAAGUAGUAGUAGGCUGACAUGAGUAAUACAUUGGUUUUCUAACUCAUUCAGCACAAAAGACCAGCUGCAACAGAGGUUUGGCAUAGUCAGGAAGAAAAGAAAAGCAGCACUUUUUUUUGAUAAGAAAAUAGAAAUAAUACAAAAAAAAAAGCAUUCAAUGGUGAAGGUUUGGAGAAAUUGGUAGUUAUUACCAUGUUAGGACUUUUUCAGUAAAGCACUGCUUUGUAGGACGUUUUUUGUUAAGAUUACCAACUUUUCUUUAAAGUUUACAUCUUUAACGUAGCUGACACAGGUUUGUAUGCGUGUGUGUGUGUGUGUGUGUGUGUGAAUGUGUGUGCACGCUCUUACGGAGAUCCAGUUGGCAACUAACUAAACCGCUUCAGAGAGUAAUCGACAGACUGCAGAUUAUAAAAGUGAUCUUAUCUUAGUGGCCUUGACACAGAAAAGACCUGAUCAUGACUCUUCAUUUUUCAGCGUCUACGUUAACUCUUGUUUAUUUUGUCCGUACACACCUGUAUUUGUUUUAGACCUUUCCAUGUUUCAAGGACAAAAAGGGAAGAGGAUUAAAAAAAAAAAAAAAGUCCUUUUUUAGAAGCAAGAUCCUGGACAGGCCUCUGAAGAUGAUGAGGGUUUUUUUUGUAUGUAUUUCUGGGCAUUAAUAUAGUUUGCUUCCUAGUUUAAAAAGCAGCCUUCCUGAGUUAGUCUCCCUGACCUCUCCGAUCCCCCUCAGGUGUGGGGGUGGCAGCUGUUGAUCAGCACCCCUUCCCUCGUAUCAUUCAAACAUUUCGAUAGCCUGGGAUAGCAGACACAACUUCUUCCACAGUAGGCUAUCCUUUUUUUGAAGUUUCUUUGUUUGGGUUUUAUCUUAGGGAUCGAGCUACACACUAAUGAAUAAGCUUACAUAUUUGUUUCAGGUUGGUCAAUUCCAUAGUCCAUUUGCUCGGGUCGCAGAGUAGUCCAGUGUCAAAACUAAGCUAAACUCCUGACCUGAUUUAAAAGGCAGGAACUGAAAUGUUCACAGAUAUAAAAAAACAAAACAGCAACCUGGGAGACAGGAUCUGAAACAUUUUAGAAACAAAGUGCAAUAUCACUCACUGAAUUUUCCUCAUUCUCCAUUUGUAUGUUUUGUUUUUGAUCUUUUGUUUUGGUCUUUUGAACAUGACGAUGUAUAGAUAUUCUAUGAAUAUGCUAUGUUCUGAAUGGUUUAACCUUUUGUCUAGUUCUUCCUUUGAUUUGAAUAAACAUUUUGUUCUAAAUUACAA